AUGGAGACAGCAGCCAGGAGUGCUGAGGAGCUCAAGCUUCAAAUAAAAAGGCUUGAGAAUGAGCUCGCAGUCCUCAAGUCGCAGCUCGCCGAGCUUGAGAGCCGGGAAGCUGCCCCACCAACAUCGGCUCCCGAUGGUGAGGAGGUUCCAUGGAAAUGGCCGCUGCAAGCAGAUGAAUAUGAUAGAUAUGGCAGGCAGCUCAUCCUGCCGAGCAUCGGUAUUCAAGGCCAACUCAAUCUCAAGCAGUCCGCCGUCCUAAUCGUCGGGGCCGGCGGCCUCGGCUGCCCGGCCGCAGCCUACCUGGCCGGCGCCGGAGUCGGGACCCUAGGCGUCGUCGACAGCGAUGUCGUCGAGGCGUCCAACUUGCACCGCCAGAUCGCACACUCGACCGCCCACGUCGGCAUGUCCAAGGUCGACAGCCUCAUCGCCUACGCAAGAGGCCUCAACCCCUUACCCACCUACCGCGCCCACAACACGCACCUGACCCCGAACAACGCCGCCUCCAUCGUCUCCCGUUACGACCUCGUGCUCGACUGCACGGACCACCCGACGAGCCGGUACCUCGUCUCCGACGCCUGCGUCCUGCUCGGCAAGCCCCUCGUCUCGGCCUCGGCCCUGCGCACCGACGGCCAGCUCAUCGUGCUCAACUGCCCCCCUACAGCACAGGGCGUCGUCGCCGCUCCCCCUGCCGACGGCGGCCCGCCACCACCACCAGGCCCACCCUGUUACAGGUGCGUGUUCCCGCGCCCGCCGCCGCCCGACGCCGUGACGAGCUGCGGCGAGGGCGGGAUCCUGGGCCCCGUCGUGGGCGUCAUGGGUGUGCUGCAGGCACUCGAGGCGAUCCGCAUCAUCGCGGCGGGGAGGCACCGGCCCGCCGAUGCAGAGGGAGGCUCAGGACAGCACCAGCAGCAGCAGCAGCCGACGCUGUUGCUCCUGUCGGCCGGCGGGCAGUCGCCGGCCACAUUCCGCAGCGUGCGCAUGCGCGGCCGGCGGAAGGACUGCUUUGCCUGCGGGGAGGGCUCGACGCUGACGCUCGAGACGCUGGCCUCCGGGUCGCUGGACUACGUUGCCUUCUGCGGGGGUGCCGCGGCCCCUGUCGACGUCUUGGCGGACGGUGAGAGGGUCGGGCCGCGGGAGUAUCAGGCUAGGACGCAGGACGGGAAGAGACACCUGCUGCUCGACGUGCGGGAGAAGGAGCACUUUGAUAUUGCUAGCAUCAGCGGGGCGAUCAAUGUGCCGUUCUCCAAGAUGCAGUCCUAUGGCGGCGGUGGGCAGGAGAAGCAGACGGAGGUCCCGCGGCCGGAGUGGAUUCCAGGAGAUCUGCCUGACGACGCGCCCAUCUACGUUGUGUGCAGGGUGGGCAAUGACUCUCAGCUUGUGACUAAGCAACUGAAAGAGAUGGGUUUAGAUCGAAAUGGAAAGCGGUUCGUGGGUGAUAUCAGGGGAGGGAUGAGGGCCUGGAAGAGGGAUGUUGACAACACCCUGCCAUUUAUGUGA
This is a messenger RNA of Thyridium curvatum, 1497 nucleotides long. RefSeq lists its product as uncharacterized. Lineage: Eukaryota; Fungi; Ascomycota; Sordariomycetes; Thyridiales; Thyridiaceae. Gene Ontology annotation, molecular function: URM1 activating enzyme activity; thiosulfate-cyanide sulfurtransferase activity; adenylyltransferase activity. The record is from RefSeq and is a predicted model, not a curated record. The transcript has 3 exons. Gene Ontology annotation, cellular component: cytosol; cytoplasm. Bases 1 to 1497 code for a protein of 498 amino acids. Gene Ontology annotation, biological process: protein urmylation; tRNA wobble position uridine thiolation.